Molecule: messenger RNA, 3440 nt
Organism: Scylla paramamosain (green mud crab)
Lineage: Eukaryota; Metazoa; Arthropoda; Malacostraca; Decapoda; Portunidae
Product: serine/arginine repetitive matrix protein 2-like
Exons: 13
Coding region: 1519-3303 (594 amino acids)
Biological process (GO): synapse organization
Cellular component (GO): neuron projection membrane
Source: RefSeq, a predicted model, not a curated record
UUUGUCAUAUAGUUUAGGGGAAGUGUUUGUCUGACGCACUUUGAAAGACACUUUGUGGGCAGUUACAACCUGUAACAAAUAAAGUUUCUGACAAUAGCGUCUCGAGGCAAAAAAAAACACUAUCUGGAAACUGUUACUAUUAUGGGCUCCUCGCCGGCAGCAAUUACACCUGUAAGAGACGCGUUUGUGUACGUAGUUUAUAGGGUAUAGAAGACGGUAAAUUUCGCCAUGUUUUGAUUGCGGAAACGUACGGUAUACCCAGUACAGGAGGAAAGGCCGACAGCUGCAAAACAGGACGGAGAUGGCGCCCCUGGGAGACACCUCGCCGACCAUUCACUGCUGGGGGUCUGAAGAAGGCGAAGAAGUACAAGGGACGGGAGUGUGAAAAUUGAUUCGGUUUUACUUCGUUUGGACACGUAGGCCAAGGUGACGUCAGGGAUCAAUUAAGGGGACUGCACCUGACCACGCCAUCGCUGCAGCACAGUUCCUGGUGAUGGGAAAGAAAUGAGCCUUGGCGUGUGAGAGCGGCUGCACUUCCAUCACUUCAGGAGGAGCGCGCUGGAAACUCCACUACUAUAACUUUGCCAAUGCAGCGUCAGGCAGUGAAGACUCUGGCCGCUUACGAAGGAGGAGGAAUAAGAGAAGAGAAGGAAGGAGAAGAGGAGGAGGAGCAGGAAUAGAAGGAGGAGGAGGAUGAAGGGGGAUGUACCACAAAGAAAACGGCACACCGCGGUACAGGAGUGGAAGGCUGACAUAGAAAACGGACUACAGGGGUGUUCUUGGUAACGUUACGGUUUGUUUACAUCCUCUUUGUGACUCGCAAGUGAGAGAGAAAUGCGGGGGAACUCGUUGAAAUAAACAUUAAGAGCAUUUUCUGUUAAUUCUGUGGUAUUCCUUGCGUGAUGAUGGAGAAACAUAAGCGAACACUGGAAAAAAUGAAGGUAUUAUUGAAAAUCGAGUGAAAACAUUGAAGAAAACAUGAACUAGAGCGCCAGGAGAGAGUAUUGGACCUGAGAAGCGGCGCAGGGAGGAAUAAUAUAUUGGCAGCAUUGUAAAAUAGAAAGGGAAAAGUGCAUAGGAGAAAGUGAAGGAUAGAGAGGGAGAGAGAAAUAAGAGCAAAGAGGGAGGAAGAGAGAGGGAAAAGAGAGAAGGAUAGAGAGAGAAAGAGAGAGUGGGAAAAUUUAUUACGGUAGCUGUUGUAUACAUCACACAGCGUUACCAGUGUAUCUUCCGGCGAGUCAGGAUGAAGCUGCAGGGCUGGCAGGAGCCGCCGCCGCCCUUCCCUUGCCUGGUGCGGGGCGGAACACGGACGCAACUCAAAUAAAAACAUCCUCCUUGCUCUCAUUAGUGAAAACAACACACCCGCAACACUCACUCACCUGGCAAGGGAAGUUGUGUUGCCAAGCCUUUACUUUCCCUCUCUCUCAAGGAGAAACGGAGAAGGAGAAACAGAAAAGAAGGUUAGAAAAGAGUUCCCAAGUAAUCACAGCCGCUGGGAAUACGUCAGGACUUGGCAUUAUGGGUCCGCCCCGCUACGUGCCCCACCCAGUGCCCCGGGAGGUGGCGGGCGGGGCGGGGCGUUGCCUGGGGGCUGUCCGGCGCGUCACGACUUUCCAGAGGGAGACGAGAAACUUGGCUCGCCAUUUACCGCCCUCAACAACGCCUUCCCGAGUUGCCUUUGAAGUGACUGCUCCAAAGGUCGACGAAAAUGAAGGAGAAGUGGUCAUGCGGGACAACAACUUUCCUCGUCCCCACCGCCGCCGCCGCCGCCGCCGCCGUCGCCGUCGAAGAGUUCCUCCAAGUUCGGGCAAUUCUGAGGAACGUGAACUCCGAGCGGCUGAGAGUCGUGACGCGGGUGUGAACGCGGCUCACUCCUCGCUACCUCUCCCCAACUUACGAACUCCAGGCUCGUGGAACUCCAGUCUUCAGGAUCUGGGGAAUGUUACUGAGUCCCUGGCUGGCGGCGGAGGGUGUGGGUGUGGGCGGCGUGGGGGAGGGGCGGCCCAAGUUGUGGCGGAGGAAGGUGAGGCCUCGUGCAGGUGUUUUCUAGCCUCGUGUCCUGACAACACGUGCAGGUCUGGUCCCCUUUGUGCAGGAGAGGGCGAGGGGCGCCCGCUGCCGCCACUGCAAGGCGCAGAUGAUCCCAUUACCACCACCACCACCGCCACCGCCACCAUAUCCUCCCCCAGGAGCCACAGUCGCUCCCCCUCCAGGCUCCCCCACACUGUGAAGGCGCCGGGCGGGGAGACGCGCACCUCAGGCUCCCUCAUGACACACGGCCACACCUCGGGACCACAGGGGCAGCGGGGCCACAGGUCACAGUCUCCACCAGGGUUUGGCUGCCCCGCCGCCACCACAGGCUCAAUAGCAGUAGCAGGUCUCACUCUGCCGCCCGGAACACCGGACCGCAGCGCCACGCCACCCACAAGACGAAGGGCAGCGGCAGAGUCCCCAGGAAGGAUUCCUCACGCUACAGCGGCAAGCGGAAAGACGUCUCACCACGCUCCGCCGCUUCCUGCAGGAUGGCGGCACCACUCAGGGUCACCAGGGCGUGCGGCACUCACCACACAGGCACCGCCACACACAGGCUCGUCACCAGUGUCACCAGAAAGGGCCAGCCACGCCCAAAGGUCAGGCAACCGCCGCAGCCCCCCUCCAUGUCCCUCACGCCCCCGCCACUCCCAGCCAAGUGGGCCUCCGCCCCCCAGAGCGAGGAAUCACUCGUGCGGAGGCCAGGCCAGCUCGUCCCCCCGCUCUGGGUGGUGGCCCUUCCUCCUGACACCGCCCCUCCUUCUGCUGCUGCUGCUGCCGCCCGCUGCCUCCCCCAACGAACUCGACGAGGAAGAAAUCCGUCCCGUGUUGUCAGCACCAGUACGUAACCUCUCCUUAGUGGCAGGACGAAAUGCUCAACUCACCUGUAAUGUGGAGAACCUGCAUGAGUACAAGGUGGCGUGGAUGCACUACGCGAAGACAGGGCGGGCGGUGCUGACAGUGGACAACCUGGUGAUCACGAGGAACAACCGCAUAUCACUGCUGCAGGAGAGGGAGGGCGCGUCCUGGUCCCUCGUGAUCAGCAACGUCACCACCACCGACCAGGGAAGUUACGUGUGUGAGGUGAACACGCCCUCCCCCCAGAGACUGUACUUCAAUAUAGGAGUGAAAGUUCGGCCCCGGAUCAACAUACCCCCAGGACAUGACGGUGGAGGAAGGGGAGGACGUGAAGCUCAGGUGCGAGGCCACGGGAGACCCCACACCUGUUCUCACCUGGAAGAGAGAGGACGGUCGUCACUUCACCAUCAAUAAUACGCGAGUUCGGGAGUUCGGUGGUCCCUUCCUACGUAUGUCCUCCUUGGGACGUGAUGACGGGGGCGCCUUUCUCUGCGUGGCUUCCAACGGUGUGCCUCCUGCAGUGUCCGCCCGUGCCAAGGUGUCUGUUGAGU